Dioszegia hungarica is the source of this 4251-nucleotide messenger RNA. RefSeq names its product putative multidrug resistance protein 1. Gene Ontology annotation, biological process: transmembrane transport. NCBI's taxonomy places the organism in Eukaryota, Fungi, Basidiomycota, Tremellomycetes, Tremellales, Bulleribasidiaceae. The transcript has 13 exons. Gene Ontology annotation, molecular function: ABC-type transporter activity; ATP binding; ATP hydrolysis activity. Gene Ontology annotation, cellular component: membrane. The coding region runs from base 1 to 4251 and encodes 1416 amino acids. The record is from RefSeq and is a predicted model, not a curated record.
AUGGCUGAUAUCGCCCCUCCCAACCCAUCCGGGCAUCCCUCAUCCCACGCCGAUGCGGAAAGGCGGGAAGAACACCUCGCCGAGGAUGAGCGUCAGCUCGCUCAGUCCGAGCUGACCGUCCCUCCGGUCGGUAUCCCCCUCCCUGGCGCGAUCGGCAGUCUCCACGCCCCUCCCCCUGUCACCUCCACAUCCACAUCAACCGCUCCUACCCUCCACGCCACCUCAUCUGCUUCGUCCGAUGAUCACCCCAACCUCAAAGGAGAGGAUGCUCAGGUCGCCGCUCAGUUGGCGUCCCAGAAGAAGGAGUCGCCAUCUUCCACGGAUCUUUCGGAGAAGCACGCCGCGUCGGUGAGCGAAAAGCCCAAGAAGAGGGGCUUUUUCGCUCGCAAAAAGGACAAGGAUGCAGCGGCAAAGAAGGGCAAGGACAAGGAAGACGAGCUCAAUACGCUCCCUCCCGUCUCGCUCUUUGCCCUCUUCCGCUUUGCAACCAAAUUCGAGAUAAUGCUUGACAUCAUCGGUCUCUUCCUAGCAGCAGCAGCCGGCGCUACCCAACCGCUCAUGACCCUCAUCUUUGGCCGGCUCACCAAUUCAUUCACCCAAUUCUCAAUCAUCGCGCAGGAAAUCGCCGCCGAGGGGAUCAACGCCCGCACCCUACAGGCACUCUCGGACGCUCAGGCGGAGCUUCGAUCGGACUCGGGCAAGAAUGCCCUCUACCUCGUCGCGAUCGGUCUCGGGAUGUUUGUCUGUACCUACCUGUACAUGUUCAUCUGGAACUAUACGGGAGAGCUCAACGCGAAGCGCUUACGCGAGGCGUACUUGCGGGCGGUGUUGAGGCAGGAGAUUGCCUACUUUGAUGAUCUCGGUGCGGGUGAGGUGGCGACAAGGAUCCAGACGGAUUGUCAUUUGGUCCAAGAGGGAACUUCAGAAAAAGUAGCCAACGCGACCAUGUUUGCCGCCACUUUUGUCACUGGUUUCGCCCUUGCUUACGCCCGGUCUUGGCGUCUCGCCCUUGCGCUUUCGGCCAUCCUGCCGGUCAUCAUGGUCGCUGGGUUCAUCAUGUUUACGGCCAUCUCCAAGUACACCGUCGGCUCGCUCGAGUACGUCGCCAACGCGGGAACGCUCGCCGAGGAGGUCAUUGGCAGUGUCCGGACCAUCCACGCAUUCGGGACCAGCUUGGUCAUUGGCAAGCGCUUCGAUGGAAUGAUUGAAAAGGCUCGUGUCAUGGGGAGGAAGGGAAGCAUCAUCGAGGCUACGGGUCUGAGCAUCAUGUUCUGGUCCAUCUACUCGGCCUAUGCGCUGGCCUUUUUCUUUGGUGGUAUACUCGUCUCGCAAGGCCUGGCAGACGUCGGGAUCGUCAUCAACGUCUUCAUGUCCAUCCUCAUCGGCUCCUUCUCCAUCGCCCUGCUCGCUCCCGAAAUGACCUCCAUCUCCAAGGGCAAGGCUGCCGCUGCCAAGCUCUACGACACCAUCGACCGUCAAUCCCUCAUCGACUCUUCGCGUACAGACGGUCUCAAGCCCGACUCGGUCGAGGGAGUCAUCACGUUUGAGGGCGUCAAAUUCCACUACCCCUCGCGGACCAACGUUCCCAUCCUCAAAGGCUUCUCGGCCGAAUUCCCCGCUGGCGCGUCGGUGGCGUUGGUGGGUGCUAGUGGGUCGGGGAAGAGUACUGUCGUCAGCCUGGUCGAGCGAUUCUACGAUCCUAUUGAGGGUAGGGUCAUGCUGGACGGGCGGGAUGUCAAGAACCUCAAUAUCAAGUGGUUACGGCAGCAAAUUGGCCUGGUCUCUCAAGAACCCACUCUCUUCGCCACUUCGGUCCGCGGCAACGUUGAGCACGGUCUCAUCGGAUCGAAAUGGGAGAAUGCCAGCGACGAGGAAAAGUUCAAACUCGUUCAGCAGGCAUGUAUCGACGCCAAUGCUCACGACUUUAUCACCAAACUACCCAAUGGUUACGAGACCAACGUCGGGGAGAGGGGGAUGCUGCUCUCUGGCGGUCAGAAGCAGCGCGUAGCGAUUGCAAGGGCGAUCGUCUCGGACCCGCGCAUCCUGCUCCUCGACGAAGCCACCUCAGCGCUCGACACGCAGUCUGAAGGUAUCGUUCAAGAUGCCUUGGACAAGGCGUCCCGCGGUCGGACCACCAUCACUAUCGCGCAUCGUCUCUCUACCAUCAAGGACGCCGACAACAUCAUCGUCAUGGGGUCAGGUGAGAUCCUCGAGCAGGGCACCCACAAUGACCUCCUCGCGGACGAGACGGGACCCUAUGCCAUGCUCGUGUCAACCCAGAAGCUGGCGCAGGUGGCGGACAUGACGGCCGAGAUGGAGGCCGACGAGCAGGUCGUCGGAUCGCCCAUGUCUGAAAAGGUCAACUUUCCCGGUCUCGGUCGAGCCACUACCGGCCGGUCCGUCGCCUCGGCGGCGAUGGAGGCCGUCCAGGCCAAGCGGAUCGAGGAGGAGGAAUCGGCAGACCGGAUCCCAUCCGCCACCAAGCUUUACGCUCGCCUCAUCAAGCUCAACCGGACCGGCAAGUGGCUCUACAUCUUUGGUAUCAUCGGCGCUAUCCUCAACGGUCUCGUCUAUCCCGCUCUUGCCAUUCUCUUUGGUCAGGCCUUGCAGGACUUUGCAACGACCGACACCAAUCAGCUCAGGGAGAAUCUCACUGUCAAAGCUCGCUGGUACUUUAUCGCGUCGAUCGCAGCGGCCAUCGUCGGCUUUGUACAGAUCCUCUGCUUCUCCCGUACCGGAUGGGACUUGACCGCCAAGCUCAGGAGUUUGGCCUUCUCGUCCACGCUAAAGCACGAUAUCGAGUGGUUUGACGAGGAAAAGAACUCUACCGGAGCUGUCACCAGUAACAUUGCGGACUGGCCGCAAAAGGUGCAAGGUCUCUUUGGUCCUACGCUCGGCACGAUCAUCCAGUCCAUCUCCACCGUAGUUGGCGGGUGCAUUAUUGGCUUGAUCUACUCUCCACUCCUCGCCUUGAUUGGUAUCGCGUGCAUUCCCCUCCUCAUUUCCGGCGGUUAUAUCCGGCUCAAGGUCGUCGUCCUCAAGGAUCAACGUAUGAAGAAGAUCCACGCCGCGUCGGCUCAUCUCGCUUCUGAAGCUGCUGGAGCGGUCAGGACCGUCGCUGCGCUGACGAGGGAGGACGAUAUGGACCGGAUCUACUCCAAGGCAUUGGAAGAGCCGAUGCGGGUCAGCUUUAACGGUGCUCUCAAGUCGCAAGCCCUCUACGCUGCCAGUCAGGGUGUCUCGUUCCUCAUCAUCGCGCUGGUAUUCUAUAUCGGCUCGCUCUGGAUCAUCGAGGGGCGCAUCACCACCGCCGCCUUCUUUACCGUCCUGACUUCAGUCGUCUUCGCCGCACUCCAAGCCGGAAAUGUCUUCACCUUUGUCCCCGACGCGUCCAAGGCCAACGGCUCCGCCGCUUCCAUCUUCCAGAUGCACGACUACGCCCCUGAGGUCGACUCGCUCACCACUGACGGUAUCCACCUCAACCCCGUCGACGUCAAAGGCCAUAUCCGCAUGGAAGGCAUCCACUUCCGAUACCCUUCCCGUCCGUCCGUCCGAGUAUUGCGCGACCUCACCAUCGACGUUCCGCCGGGGACGUACGUCGCGCUCGUCGGACCGAGUGGAUGCGGCAAGUCCACCACGGUCCAGAUGCUCGAGCGCUUCUACGAUCCUCUGGUCGGCAAGGUUACACUCGACGGUCAGGAUAUCAAGGAUUUGAACGUGUCGAGUUACCGAAGUCAGAUGGCACUGGUCUCGCAGGAGCCUACCCUCUAUGCUGGCAGUGUCCGCUUCAACAUCCUUCUCGGAGCCAACAAGCCGAUGCAGGAGGUGACCGAAGAGGAGAUCAUCAAGGCCUGCAAGGAUGCCAACAUUUACGACUUUAUCGUCUCCUUACCUGAUGGCUUUGACACCGAGGUCGGAGGCAAGGGCUCCCAGCUCUCCGGCGGCCAAAAACAGAGAAUUGCCAUUGCCCGUGCACUCAUCCGAAACCCCAAGGUCUUGCUCCUGGACGAAGCUACCUCGGCAUUGGACUCGCAGUCCGAGCGGGUGGUACAGGAUGCCCUCGACCGGGCGGCCAAGGGACGAACGACGAUCGCUAUUGCGCACAGACUAUCGACUAUCCAGAAGGCGGAUAUCAUCUACUGCUUUGCCGAGGGACGGGUCGCAGAGAAGGGAACGCACGCGGAGUUAUUGGCGAAGAGGGGAGCUUAUUUCGAAUUGGUACAGAUGCAGAAUCUUAGUAGGCAGGAGUAG